Messenger RNA from Gossypium raimondii (Peruvian cotton), 1510 nucleotides. RefSeq names its product U2 small nuclear ribonucleoprotein B''. The transcript is spliced from 10 exons. Lineage: Eukaryota; Viridiplantae; Streptophyta; Magnoliopsida; Malvales; Malvaceae. Gene Ontology annotation, molecular function: mRNA binding. The coding region runs from base 644 to 1231 and encodes 195 amino acids. The record is from RefSeq and is a predicted model, not a curated record.
CCAUUUACUUUCUUUUUGGUUUCCGAGAAAUUUAUUCCUUCGUAACAACACAUUGCAAUGAAGGCCCGGAGCAUAUUGUACUCUUUUUAUUUAUCAUUUCAAGCAAUUAUGAAGAUGGUUUGAAUUUUGAAACAGUUGAAAUUUUAGAGUUAUUUUUGUAGAAAUUUGAUAAGCAAUAUGAAGAUUAAGCCUACCAUUUCUAGCUAAUUUUCUACUUUCUUUUUUUCCUGAAAUUUUACUCUCUUUGUGGAACUGUUAUGUUUGAAUUUAUGUUUCAUUUAAACUAUUUGCUCUUUAUUUUUAGCUAUUUUUGAGGAAAGAAAAUUAUUGCUAUCGAAUGAUACUAUCGGCCAGUUUUGAUAUGUGCAUGAACACUGCUUGAAAACAAAAAUAAAAAAGAAGGGGGAAAUUUUGUGUUGCUGCCCGCUUGCCCCCUUUAUAUGCUCGUUUGUUUUCUUGUUCUAAGGAGGCCCCAACAUGGGGAAUUGGGGAUAUAGGGGAAAGGUUGCCUAUGUCGGGAGCUGAGGUUCAAACCUAGCCCCAUUGGAUGCCACCUCUUAAGGAUGGCUGCAUGAACUAACUGGACUAAAUCCAGGUUGUUGCAUUUGCUACCUUUCUCAAUCAUCAAUCUGCAAUCGCAGCAAUGCAUGCAUUAAAUGGGGUAAAGUUUGAUCCUCAAGCGGGAUCUGUUUUGCAUAUUGAACUAGCCAGAUCAAACUCAAGGAGAAAACGUAAACCAGGUAGUGGUCCAUAUGUUGUUAUUGAUAAUAGAACCAAGGGCUCAGCUAAUACCCAGGAAACAUCAAGUGAUGAUGGAGACAGUGACACUGAAGAACCAUCUGGAGCUGAGGAUGCUGAUGCUUCAAACAAGGAUGAACUGAAAACCGUAAAGAGUGAUACAGUACAGGAUCCAGAAAACUCUGUACCAGCUGCAAAUGAACAGUUGGAAAGGACUAUUGAUGAAGGUGCUCAAGCUUGCUCUACUUUAUUCAUAGCAAAUCUAGGUCCAAAUUGCACUGAAUAUGAACUGAAGCAAGUUCUAUCCAAGUAUCCUGGAUUCAAUAUGCUCAAGAUUCGGGCUAAAGGAGGAAUGCCAGUUGCAUUUGCUGAUUUUGAGCAAGUAGAACAAGCCACGAAAGUGAUGACGGAUCUUCAGAGCAGCCUUUUGCCUUCAUCAGACCGAGGCGGCAUGCACAUAGAGUAUGCAAGGUCCAAGAUGAGGAAGCCCUAGGAAACAGGUAAUGGAGCUGGCAAUCUGCAAAAAAUGGUCCCACCAGUUGUAUUUUAGAAGCAGUCUCGUGUCCCUAUUUGGAGGACGAGUAAUUUUCCGACAGUGUAAAGGCCACAGAAAAUAAUAGUAAUAUAAUCCUAACUUACUAUUACCCUCAUUUCUGAUGUCUCAGGUCGUUUCACGUUUCAUCUUAAUCCUAAAUUGUGUCAUGAACUCUGCCAAAAAAAUGCAGAAUUCAGUGCAUUCGUGGACAGGUAAAACCUGUUCACUUUUUUUUCA